AAAAAAAGAGUCUGCAUUCAUCAGUAGCUCUGGGUAAACCACAACUUAAAGACAGUAAGCAGGUCAAUCAAAAUGAGGACAGUGUUUGCUAUAAAACCGACAGGUACUGUCAUUGACACACACAGACACACACAGGGAGACAAUAUCACAGGAGAGCUUCCUGCCUCAAGCAAGCAACCAGAGCAAAAUGACAAUGAAGAUGAUGAAUGACACAGCCAUGGUCAAGUCUCUGCUGCUGUUGAUUUUGGGGCUCACCCUCCUGAGGGAGGGGAUGGCUCGGAAAAAUCCCAAAGUGGAGGAUGCUACCCUCCUAAAGCCUGGGAAUUGUCCCCCUCUGGAGGACAACAGUGUGAGAGUUGACAUUCGCAUCCUCAGUCAAAACCACGGAGUUCCCAUCACACAUGACUUCCAGAACCGCUCCAUCUCCCCCUGGGAUUACAACAUCACCCGGGACCCCCAUCGGUUCCCCUCGGAGAUCGCAGAGGCACGAUGCAGGCACUCAGGCUGCAUCAACGCCCAGGGGGAGGAAGACAGCUCCAUGAACUCCGUUCCCAUCCAGCAAGAGUUCCUGGUUCUCCGGAGGGAGCCCCAGGGCUGCUCUCGAUCCUUCCGGCUGGAGAAGGUGUGGGUGACCGUUGGCUGCACCUGUGUCACCCCCAUCGUCCGCUAUGCAGCCUGAGAGCUGCCACCAAGUCAACUGAAGAUGCUACAGGAGUGCCAUACCUCACCCCAGUGCCCGGCCAUGAGUCUUGGUCCCCAAUUCCCCCCACUUCCUAGGACCCCCGAUAAGACACACAUGGAAUCCUCAGAGCUCUAUAUUAUAGGAUUGAUACUCUGGGUGCUUCAGAAUUCUUACAUAAGCCCAAGAGGUUCAUAAGUCCCAACCCCUGAAAAUGGAUGGCCCUUGGUCCAUUCACUCAAUGUUGUAUUAUGGCUGCCUUCUAGUCACCUGAUCACCCUGACCCAGUGCCAGUCCCUGGGAGCUCUGCUGGCAAAAUGGGCCUGUUUCAUGUAGAUGGAAAUGCUGAAAAUAUGAUCACAGUGUAUGGUAUAUGGAAGGGGUUGUGCAGGGUGGAGUGCGAUAGCAAGGAUGGGGCUAGGGAUCUGGCACAUAACUCUAGUAGAUAGUUGGCUGUAGAGGGUGAGAAGAGCUACUAGGCACUUAUAUUUGAAAGGAAAUUGUCCUUAUAUUUAUGACCUAAUGAUUAUAUAAAAUGCUAGAAGAAAAAUUAAU
Molecule: messenger RNA, 1234 nt
Organism: Oryctolagus cuniculus (rabbit)
Lineage: Eukaryota; Metazoa; Chordata; Mammalia; Lagomorpha; Leporidae
Gene: IL17F
Product: interleukin 17F
Biological process (GO): inflammatory response
Cellular component (GO): extracellular region
Molecular function (GO): cytokine activity
Source: RefSeq, a predicted model, not a curated record